Molecule: messenger RNA, 1862 nt
Organism: Anastrepha ludens (Mexican fruit fly)
Lineage: Eukaryota; Metazoa; Arthropoda; Insecta; Diptera; Tephritidae
Product: sialin-like
Exons: 5
Coding region: 186-1760 (524 amino acids)
Biological process (GO): monoatomic anion transport; transmembrane transport
Molecular function (GO): transmembrane transporter activity
Source: RefSeq, a predicted model, not a curated record
ACUCAACAAAAUUGACUCUUGCGAGCUGUGUUUUUUUUUUAAUUUGAUAUUUUCCACUUGAAUUUGUUUUUUAGUUGUUUUCUAUAUCGAAGGUAAUUUUUUUCGGUAUUGUCUUAAAGUUUAAUAUGCUAAAAUCUUCACUCAAUUGGAAAUCAUUUGAGAAAAUUUAAAAUUUGGUGUGCCUUAUGGCAGCGGUUAGAGCCAACAUACAAACAUUUCUUUUAACGUGGACGGCACAACAAAGUUUGUUGAUAAAAGCUUGGAUAAGGCAACAAUUACCAUGGGUUCACUUUUUGCACCAGCAUUUAUUCGAUAAGAUAAAUGCGGUGCCGCAACGCUUUAUUUUGUGCUUUUUCGGCUUCCUCGCCAUUGUCAACGCCUACACAAUGCGUCACUGUUUGGAUAUCGCGCUGGCGCACGUCGUUACACCCAUGCAUAAGCACAACCGAAUGCGCGACUUGAAGUCGGUCAAGUUGAGUUCCUUUAAUUUAUACGAACGCAUGCAACAACAUCGUAACGGCACUUGGCUAAGUGCCAGGGAUAAGCGACGAGCUCACGCUGAAACUUAUGAUUGGUCCGACCAACUGCAAACCUUUAUCUUGGUAUCCUUUUAUGUCGGCUACGUGUUAUCGCAUGUGCCGAGUGCGCAACUCGCUAUGCGCUAUGGUGGCAAGUGGGUGCUAGCUUUCGGCAUAGCAAUAGCAGCAGUGCUAACUAUGCUCACACCAACAGCCGUCAAAUGGGGUGGCCCAUUGGCGCUCAUAUUAAUACGUCUAUUAAUUGGGUUAAGUGAAGGUCCUACAUAUCCUGCAUUGAGUGAACUGAUGUCGAAAUGGGUGCCAGCCAAGGAGCGUGCCACGCUGGGCUCACUCGUAUUGAGUGGUAGUCAAAUUGGCAUUUCAAUGGGUAAUUUUAUAUCCGCCUUGUUGCUGCAUCGUUACGAUUGGUCGUUGAUUUUCUAUUACUUUGGUAUUUGCGCUUUGCUCUGGUUCGUGGGUUUCACUUCGUUUUGUUACAGUGCACCAGAGGAAAGCCCAUUUAUUCAACUGACGGAGAAACAAUAUCUGCAAAAAGAAAUUCCUACAGUAAAACGGCGCAUUCGUGGUGGCAUUACGACUCCAUGGAAGGACAUUUUUCGUAAUUUACCCAUGUGGGGUCUAAUUUUUGCCACCGUACAAUACGAUUGGUCCCAGAUACAGUACGCCGCAGAGGUGCCACAGUUCAUAAGAGAUGCCAAGCAGCUGCCACUAGCGGAAAACUUUCUCAAUGGCUUGCAGAACCAAAUGCCAUACAUCAUGAAUUGGCUGCUAUCGGUGCUGUCGGGUGCGCUGUCGGAUCUGUUGGUGAACUAUGAGAUAUUCUCCGUGACGGUUAUGCGCAAAAUCAUGACAUUUGUUGCUGCAAUGGCUCCAAAUCUGUACAAUAGCUUACUACCUUGCUUGAGCUGUAGUGAAAAGGCCGAUAUAUUCGCUUUCUGCCACUGCGCUAUAAAUGUGCUUGGCAGUUAUUAUGCCGGCAUUAAAUUGGCGCCAUUAGAUAUGAGUCCGAAUUUCGCUGCUACACUAAUGGGUAUCGCAAAUGGCUUCGGUUCACUAACAGGCAUUGUGGGGCCAUUGUUCAAGCACAGGCUUGGUCGGUGGUCACAAUUUAAGGUGUCACGUGCUCUCAUUUGGCUUAUAUCCACUUUGCUAAUAUCUGGCGAAAAACAACCUUUCGAUCAGUUAAAACCUGUGUCAUUGGAAUCAGAUAAAAAUGAUUAAGUUAACUAUUGUUUUUUGUACCAAAUAUUAAAAAAAAAAUUAAUGCAUCUUAAUUGCAUGGUGAAUAUAAAAACAAAAAAUUAAUAAAGUGCAGUUUGAGUA